UGGUUGAGCAGUUAAGGUUGCGUGUAGUGGGCGUGAUAAUAUGAGAUAGUUGCGGGUGUGGCGGGCGGUGGCAGCGGGCGGGUGGCUGGCCGUGUCUUCCCAAACAAAGAUACCCUCCCGUGAGCACCAAUUAUUUCCAAGUGUAGCUGUCUGGUGGUGACGGCCCUCACAUGACGGACGCGGUGACAGUGCCUCCAGGGCUGUGAAGGCAAGUGACCACUUUGUGACUGCAUUGUGAGGCUGGGGUUAAAAGAUAGCAGAAUGGCCCUCCCACCCAACUCGGUCAACAUGAACACUGUAUACAUGGACCAUUUAGUGCAAGUAGGCCAAUCAGGUCAUACAGGAUGGUAUGAUUACAACACAUUCAAUAACUUGCUGGUCUCUCCACCUAUGCAAGCUCCACAAAUAGCUAUUCCUCAGCACCAUCACCACCAUACUCAAGAAAUUUUAACAGCACCACCCAGGCCCAAACCACCUGCUCCCCGACCGAAACCACGUACAACACCAACAGACCGUACUUACUUUUGUGAUGCGUGUGGUGCUACAUUUUCAAACUCUUCCAACUUGAAGUCUCAUGCCAGGAUACAUUCAGGAGAACGCCCUUUUAUUUGUCAAGAGUGUGGUGCAUCUUUUGUUCAGAGUUCAAAUUUAAAAGCACACAAGCGCAUUCAUACUGGUGAACGUCCGUAUAAAUGUUCCGAGUGCGGCCAAACCUUUUCCCGUUCUUCACAUUUGACAGGCCACAAGAGAACUCAUACUGGUGAAAGGCCAUAUAUAUGUGGCGUAUGUGAAGAUUCAUUUGUCACUAGUACACACUUGAGAAAUCAUAUGCGAAAACAUACAGGGGAAAGGCCAUUUGCUUGCCAGAUAUGCAAGGCUGCUUUUGCACAAAAUGCUUCUUUACAAAUUCAUUUGCGCAUUCAUACUGGAGAAAGGCCUUAUAAGUGUGCUCUCUGUGCUGCUGCCUUUCGCUCAAAAGGAGACUUACGAAGUCAUCGUAAACUUCAUACUGAUGAGAGGCCUUUUGCUUGUUGUCGAUGUGGUAAGGUUUUCAAAACAAAUCAAUAUUUACAAAAACACUUAAAGAAAUGUGGUGCUCCUCCCACUGGCAAGAAACGUGGACGUCCACGUAAGUUACUUUCCACUGAUUCUAUGAUAUCAUCAGUAACCAAGAGAACAGUAAACCGUGGUGGGCGAGGCAGAGGACGCUCCAGGGCAAAGCGUGGACGACCCAAAAUUAGACCAUCUCGUAUUACUCGUCAUACAAAAGUUGAUGAACAGGGUCAUAUUACACGUGAUGGAGCAUAUUUAGAGGAGCAAAAUGCAUCAUUAGACGAUUUUAUUGAAGGUGACAAAAUUACAAAUGGUGACAUUUUAGAUGAGGCAACUACUAGUUCAGAGCCUCUACAUCUGCAGCAGCAACAACACAGUGUGGAUACUCAAUUGAAUUCCUUAGAACAACAGGUUCAAAUUCUUCCUGAUUUAAAAAUGUCUCCUGAUCAUUUUGAUGAAAUAGCAACUAAUGGCUUGGAUCAUGUAACAGAUGUGGACCAGACUCCUUAUAUUGCUCAUGUUGAGCACAUUGAACAUAUGCCAAUUGAAGCCAUGGAACGGGUUGUUCAGGACAUGGCCGCUCUUACCAAAGGGAAGAAGAUACUGGAUGUCAAAUAUCUCUUCUAUCCUGGUGAAUAUCAAAUCCAGCCGCGAUGGAAUGUCCCUCUUCCCUCAUUCUCAUGGCCUGUUUAACAUGUUGGAACAUGAAUGUCUCCUGGAUGAAGUUUACAAACUGAUGUGUUGCUGCAUUUGUGUGGUGUGCACAAAAAUAGUAAUAUAUUUUUUUAUUUUUCUCAUACUUUGGCUGUGGUGUAGUAAGGAAAACAAUGAUGAUGUCAUUAAUUCACCCUUGCUGAUGGAUGAAACGCCCAGUGAAGAUCGCCUGGGUGUCGGAAAUUGCCACAAAUAUAUUUAUACAGAUUUAGUGUCACUGACUUGUUUUUUCACUUUUUUCAGUUAUAUUAUGCAGUAGUAUGUAAUUUGAGAAAUAUCUACAGCAUAAUAAAUUGUGCAGAACAUCGAUACAAACAAAAGCAUUUGUCACUAAUAUGUGCACAAUGUUAUAAACUUAGAACAAUAAAACAUACAGAUUUUGCUGUUAUAAAACUAUAUACACACAUAUUUAUCUACAUAUUUAUGCACCAUAACAAACCACUAAAGAAUUCUAGUGAUGUGAUAAUGAAAUCCAAGCAUGGCAUACAGCCACAUGUUACAAGCAGAUGAUGCUAGCAGACAGUGUCACCUGAGGCAGCAAAAUGCUUCCAAUAUACUAUGCACAAUGAUAAGUCUAGUUACAACACUGCUGCUAUUAUCAGAUUGUCAUUAAAUCAUGAAUAUAAAUAAUUUUCUUAAGGAACAUGAGGUCCCAUUGGAUGAUGUGUAGAUUCGUGGAACUGCAGCUGUGUUCUGUGAAUGUCUGCCUCGAACAGAGAACCAGCACUGUGUUCACUCAUAUCUGAACCUUGUACAUCAUCCUGUCCUUCUAAGGUUUCCCAACAUCAAGAAAACAGGACAGUACAUCACUUUUGCAAGCCGCUUCCAUUUUCUAAUAUGACAAUUUUUGGCUUUAGGUAAUGCAUGCGAGCGAAAAACAAUGUUCUUUGUAGGAGGACAAGUUGUGUACAUAGCCUUUCUCACAGUUAGGAUUCUCAGUGACACCUCUCAUUGCAAAAUAAUCAAAAUUACAUGCUUCAUCAUUAUUGAGUGAUGUAGUGGGGCACAAGUUGUAUGGUAAUGCUGCGAGCUGCUGCAGCUACCCAUGGGCACCUUCUCAAUAAUGAGCCCCUCACCCUGGAGAGGUGCCCAUGAUUUUUUUUCAAUUAUCUUGAGAUGAUUUUGGGGCUUAACAUCCCCGUGGCCUGGUCCUCGAUCAGGCUCCCUUUUUGUUAUACACUCCCCCAGGAAGCAGCCUGUAGCAGCUAUGUUCUCUUGUAGCUUACGUUAUUGAUUAUUGUAAUGCUUUAUCUUAUGAUCUAAUUCCAUUAUUUCAUAUUCAUGCACAGAAGCAUAGGAAAUUAAUUGAAAAUUAAUCAUGUGUAUUUCAUCAUGCUUUUACCAAGUAUAUAUACAAUAUACAGUACCCAGAAAUAUUUUCAUAUACAUACUGGUAUUUACACAAAAAUAUUCAUUUUGCAAAUCAAUUUUAAAAUUAAUUAUGUAAUGUAUUAUACCACAUUUAAUGUAUGUAUUCCAGUAAUGAUACUUUGUUGUUUCCAAAAUGUAUAUUUUUUUUUUGCACUCAGUAUCUUGAUAAUGCCUAUGCACAUUAUAUUAAAACUUUCAACACAUGUUUAAUGGCAAAUGAUAAAUUAUUUUUGCAAGUGAGCCAUAUAGUCCAGUGGUAGCAGAUUUUAAAGCUAAUCAAUGCCUUUAUUGCGGGGUUUAUGACCCUGAGUGUUAUUUCAACUGUGAAAAAGCAUAGGUUUACUAAAAUGUUUACAUAUCUUAGUUUGAAUUGCUUGUCUGGAAAGUUUUAUGUUAGUCAUUUUUUUUAAUAUUCUUCUACAAGGUUUAAUCAUUCAACUUCUGAGAUUACGUCCAUAAUCUUCCCAGGUGUAAAAUUUGACAAAACUACAGUACAGUAA
Molecule: messenger RNA, 3638 nt
Organism: Procambarus clarkii (red swamp crayfish)
Lineage: Eukaryota; Metazoa; Arthropoda; Malacostraca; Decapoda; Cambaridae
Product: zinc finger protein 79
Biological process (GO): regulation of gene expression
Cellular component (GO): nucleus
Source: RefSeq, a predicted model, not a curated record